Messenger RNA from Volvox carteri f. nagariensis, 882 nucleotides. RefSeq lists its product as uncharacterized. The record is from RefSeq and is a predicted model, not a curated record. The transcript has 5 exons. Lineage: Eukaryota; Viridiplantae; Chlorophyta; Chlorophyceae; Chlamydomonadales; Volvocaceae. The annotation marks the transcript as partial.
UACAAACAGGAGGAGGAACGGCGCCAGGCGCUUCUCAAGUAUGUCCAGGAAGUCCAGCCGCAAUCGGUGACACAGUUUGCUGAGCAGACCCACCCCGUGGUGGUCCAGGCGAUGCGCCAGACGGUGCUAAACGUGGUUGGCAGCCUGCCACCACAGUACUUUAACGUUCGCAUCACCACUAUGGCAGAGAGCCUUGCCCAGCUAAUGCUGUCCAUCAUGACCACGGGCUACAUGCUCCGGUCAGCGCAGUUCCGGCACGAGCUCCAGAGGUCGCUAAAGCAGCUUCCGGCACAAAGCAGCGCCAGCGAUACGGUCGGUGCUUCUGCUCCGACGACAAUGUCGUCGGCCGCAGCGGCAGCGGCCCUGCCGUCGGUGGCGGCCUUCUCCCCCGCGGAGUUGGGAUGUGGUAACGGAGCCGUCCCAGCGGCUUCCAGCGGCGACAGCGGAGAGGCAGCAGGCGGCCCAGGUGCAACCUUCCUGUACGAUGGUGAAAGCUCUCCGUACGCUCCUGGUGUACAGAAGAAAAACGUGGAGGGCGAGAUCCUGCGGUGGCACCUGGCUCGGGGAGAGGUGGAGCGUCUGGCGGCAGCGGACUACAUCGAGCUGCUGGAGCGGGAGGUCGCGGCGCUGCGGGCGCAGGUGGUGCAAGUCCCCGUGACGGAGCUGCGGCCUUCACCGUCCCCGUCGUCGACCCCCCUCGCCACCGCUGGCUCGGUGGAGGUCCUUGGCCCCGAUACAGACACUGCGCCGCUGGCCACCCCGGGCGCGCUGUACCCCGGUCAAAGCUUAGCUUGCGUCAGCCCUCUACCGGGCUUUGGGGAGCGCGCCGGCGCUGGCCUGCCAUACGGGGGAGGCGGCAGCCUGGCGGCGUCGGGUGCAGGC